CCUCAUCUCUUCCUCCUCCUCCUCUCCUCCUAAACCCGCAACAAAAAACCCUAGCAACUCCUCCACCCUUAUCCUCUCCGCCUCGCCUCGGCUCGCCGCCGUGCAGCCGCCGCCGCGCUCUACUACUAGAGGUCUCACAUGGCGCCUUCGCUGAGCAGGAGCCUGGGGGCGUCGUCGGUGGCGGCGCUGCGGCCGUGCGCGGGGAGGGUUAGGGCGCCGGGGGCGGGCGCGGCGCGGGGGAGCGGGUCGGCGAGGUGCGGGAGAGGGGUGAGGUGGGAGGCGGGGAGCGGGAGCAGGGGGAGACUGGUGCGGGUGAGGUGCGACGCCGCCGUCGCGGAGAAGGCCGAGGAGACGGCGGAGGAGGAGAAGUUCGAGUACCAGGCGGAGGUUAGCCGCCUAAUGGAUUUGAUUGUCCAUAGCCUUUACAGCCACAAGGAAGUAUUUCUUCGGGAGCUUGUGAGUAAUGCGAGUGACGCAUUGGAUAAGCUGAGGUUUCUUGGUGUGACUGAUUCUUCUCUCCUUGCUGAUGGCGGCGAGUUGGAGAUAAGGAUUAAACCAGACCCUGAUGCAGGAACCAUAACUAUUACUGAUACUGGCAUUGGAAUGACCAAAGAUGAACUUAAGGAUUGCCUUGGUACUAUUGCUCAGAGUGGCACCUCAAAAUUUUUGAAGGCUCUAAAGGAGAAUAAAGACCUUGGAGCCGAUAAUGGUCUGAUUGGCCAGUUUGGGGUUGGGUUUUACUCAGCUUUUCUUGUAGCGGAAAAGGUUGUGGUCUCCACUAAGAGCCCCAAAUCAGAUAAGCAAUAUGUAUGGGAAGGUGUAGCUGACAGUAGCUCUUAUGUCAUCAAGGAAGAGACUGAUCCUGAAAAAAUGCUUACACGUGGCACUCAGAUUACUCUCGUUUUAAGGCCUGAUGAUAAGUUUGAGUUUGCUGAUCCUGGAAGGAUUCAAGGCCUAGUUAAGAACUACUCUCAGUUUGUGUCUUUCCCCAUAUACACAUGGCAGGAAAAAUCCAGAACUGUCGAGGUUGAAGAGGAUGAAGAGGCAAAAGAAGGUGAAGAGGCGAAAGAGGGUGAACAAAAGAAAAAGAAGACAAUUACUGAGAAAUACUGGGAUUGGGAGCUAGCCAAUGAAACAAAGCCUAUAUGGAUGAGAAGUCCAAAGGAAAUUGAGAAAACAGAAUACAAUGAAUUUUAUAAGAAGGCAUUCAAUGAGUUCUUAGAUCCUCUGGCCUACACUCACUUCACAACAGAGGGUGAGGUGGAAUUUAGGAGUGUCCUUUACAUUCCAGGAAUGGCUCCGCUUAGUAAUGAGGAGAUAAUGAAUCCAAAAACUAAGAAUAUCCGGUUAUAUGUCAAAAGAGUAUUUAUCUCUGAUGACUUCGAUGGUGAACUGUUCCCCAGAUACUUGAGCUUUGUAAAAGGUGUAGUUGAUUCAAAUGACCUUCCCCUCAAUGUUUCUCGUGAGAUUCUUCAGGAGAGUCGAAUAGUAAGAAUUAUGCGAAAGAGACUUGUUAGGAAGACAUUUGAUAUGAUUGAGGAGAUUUCUGAAAAGGAUGACAAGGAGGAUUACAAGAAGUUCUGGGAGAGCUUUGGCAAGUUCAUCAAACUUGGUUGCAUUGAGGACACCGGAAAUCACAAGCGUCUUGCACCUCUGCUGCGUUUCCACACUUCUAAAAAUGAGGGAGAUUUGAUAAGUCUUGAUCAAUAUGUAGAAAACAUGCCAGAGAACCAAAAAGCAAUCUAUUACAUUGCUACAGAUAGUCUCCAGAGUGCAAAGACUGCUCCUUUCCUAGAAAAGUUGGUUCAGAAAGACAUUGAAGUUCUCUACCUCAUUGAGCCAAUAGAUGAGGUUGCCAUUCAGAAUUUGCAGACCUAUAAAGAGAAGAAGUUUGUUGAUAUCAGCAAAGAGGACCUGGAGUUGGGUGAUGAAGAUGAGGACAAUAAGGAAAGCAAACAGGAAUACACUCUUCUGUGUGACUGGGUAAAACAGCAGCUUGGUGACAAGGUAGCAAAGGUUCAAAUAUCAAAGCGCCUCAGUUUGUCACCAUGUGUUCUUGUAUCUGGCAAGUUUGGUUGGUCUGCCAACAUGGAAAGACUCAUGAAAGCACAAACACUUGGGGACACAUCAAGCUUGGAGUUCAUGAGGGGUAGAAGGAUUUUCGAAAUUAACCCUGACCACCCUAUUGUCAAGGACUUGAAUGCUGCCUGCAAAAAUGAGCCUGAAAGUACAGAAGCUAAGAGGGCUGUUGAGCUGUUGUAUGAGACUGCUCUGAUCUCCAGUGGAUAUACUCCUGACAGUCCUGCGGAGUUGGGUGGUAAGAUCUAUGAGAUGAUGACAAUUGCCCUUGGCGGGAGAUGGGGGAGGUCAGACACCGAGACUGAAGCAGCAACCACUGGUGAUGCCAGCACAGAGACAGGCUCAUCUGAAGCCACGGUGACGGAGGUGAUUGAGCCUUCUGAAGUGAGGCCUGAGAGUGACCCAUGGAGGGAUUAAUAAAUGCAAACCUGAGGCUCUCUGAAUGCUCCCUUGUCAUUUUGCUGCUGCUUCUGCAUGAGGCUGGUGAACACAUCUGGAUUGAUCAUGCCAUGGACACCUCCCUGAAGGAUGCCCGGUCGUGAUAAUUGUAGCCCCGGCAUCAUCUCCGUGGAGAAGGAGAAUCCCAUGGGAGCAGAGGAAGGCUGCCCGGGAAAACGAAGAACCUGAAAUCAUCAAGAAAUAUGAUGAACUUGUCGCACACAUUUCUGAAUUUCUGAUUUCUCGCGAAGCAAACUGAAGAAGAAAAACAGAGAGGAGGAAGGGAAGAUGGUUCAAGUUCCAUACAUCCUUGGAAUUGUUGACAAGUGAUUCAAUGUCGAGAUCGAUUCUUGGGUUGACUGCCGAGAGCUUCAUCGACAGAAACUGCAGAGAUGGAAAGUGAAAACCGAAUAUCAGUGUUUGCGUUGUGCUUUGUCAGGUGAAAUUGCAGUCAUUCCCUGUGGAUGAUCAUGUCAGUACCUCGACUUGUCUUUGCAGGGACUGAACAUAGUUGAUGAUCUCGUCGAGCAUCAACGCCUUCCCGGUGACCUAAUCGAAUCAAAUUCAGAAACACAAAUUACCAUCCAUUCUUAUGAAAUUCACAUAUGAUUCAGAAACCUUC
This is a messenger RNA of Oryza sativa Japonica Group (Japanese rice), 3139 nucleotides long. RefSeq names its product heat shock protein 90-5, chloroplastic. The record is from RefSeq and is a predicted model, not a curated record. Gene Ontology annotation, molecular function: ATP-dependent protein folding chaperone; ATP binding; ATP hydrolysis activity. Gene Ontology annotation, cellular component: plasma membrane; cytosol; perinuclear region of cytoplasm. NCBI's taxonomy places the organism in Eukaryota, Viridiplantae, Streptophyta, Magnoliopsida, Poales, Poaceae. Gene Ontology annotation, biological process: cellular response to heat; protein stabilization; protein folding.